AAAGAUUGUUUAUUAGAAGAAAAAACACCGAUUUCACAAUUAUCAAUUUCUUCUUCGGAAAAUAAAAGAAUUCGACCUAAUAUGACUAUAGUUAAACCACCUCUUCCAUUUACCCCUCUAUCAAAUCAACUUUUACCUCCAUCACUUAAUAUUAAUAAUCAUCCUUUACUUUUCUUCUACCACAAACAUCACCAACAACCAAUAAUAAUAGAUUUAUAUCAUCUCCAUCACGAAUUCCUAGGUCACGACCUAAUUCACUUAUACUUUCUGAUUCUUCUAAUUCCUCCGUCACCACCAUCACUAAAUAAUAAUUUACUAGAUUAUUCACCAAGUAAUUCACCGAAUAGUCACUCCAAUAGUUCUUCAUCAUCC
Messenger RNA from Dentiscutata erythropus, 372 nucleotides. Lineage: Eukaryota; Fungi; Glomeromycota; Glomeromycetes; Diversisporales; Gigasporaceae. The record is from the annotation of a GenBank genome assembly.